Arctia plantaginis is the source of this 483-nucleotide messenger RNA. Lineage: Eukaryota; Metazoa; Arthropoda; Insecta; Lepidoptera; Erebidae. The record is from the annotation of a GenBank genome assembly.
AUGUAUAAUUCCAAUGAAUUCUUGCACAGUGCUGGGGUCAGCCGACACAUGCAAGCGACUGGCGAAACCCCUUCGCAAAAGACCAGCAUGAAACGUCGAUCAUGCGAGGUACCUCUUGGAGAUAUAUCUGCUAAUAACUUCAAAGUAUCUCUGAGUGAUUUGACUGGGGAAGGACCUAGUUAUGACUGCCGAUCGCUGCGGUCUAUCAAGUCCGAAGACACCAGAUCAGUUCGCAGCUAUCGGCCUAUUGACAGCCGUAGUUACAAAAACUUCAGGUCCUCUCUAGCUGAUAUUUCCGGGUAUUCAUUGUCAAGGCCUCCAAGCUAUGAUCAACUGUCGAGAAGGUCUUUGGUCGAAGGUCCUGAUGGACAAGGUAUUACCUCAAGUAUUGAGGGGGUGCUGUGGUCGGAUGAGGAAGAGACGGAGUACUUCUAUCAGGAGAAUAUUACGGCGGCUUGGAAUCAAGGUAAGAGAAUAGAAUGA